CAGGAUCACAAGGGGAAAAUUUUGUAAGUGGGACAUUAUACAUCUUCAGAAUCUACAAAUUAUUAAUUAAGGAAAAGGAUGGCUUAUAAGGACGGUAAUAAUAUCGGAGAUUUCAUUUGUUUGAGGGCUCAGCAUCAAAGGACUUGAAAUAUUGCAGCAUGAGCAAUGCACAGAAGUUGACAAUUAAGAAACUGCGGACACUAAUCUAGAUGAUAUUUCAAACAUAGACUGAAUAGACUAAAGCAAAGAACAAAUAGGGAUUAAUCUAGUGAAGCGCAAUUUAUAAACAAACAUACAGAGAAAAAACAUAAAAACACACACAUUGUAGUUUUAACCUGAAACUUGUAAAUAAAAAAAUAAUUGAACACGGAUAACUCCUGAGGUGAUAGAAAUCUGUUCAAAAUGGCUACAACUAUGACUAGUUAUGGGCUUAACUCAACAGUCAUCGAAGAAGAAGAUGAUGAAGGUUUCUCUGACGGACUCAAAGCAGUCAUGGGAAUUCUCCUUGGUACAAUGAUCGUAGUUGACGUCUGUGGAAAUUUAUUAACAAUUGCUGCUUUUUGGAGAGAUAAACAACUGAGAAUUGUGCAGAACUAUUAUAUAUUCAAUUUAGCUGUUGCUGACUGUUUGGUCGGUAUUGUCAGCCUACCAUUUUAUGUGCAUUAUACGAUAGAAUACUACACAUGGACAUUUGGACGACCCUUUUGCACCUUUUGGCUGGUGGUGGACUAUACGAUAUGUGCAGAAUCAUCCCUUAUGAUCAUUCUUAUCAGUUACGACCGCUUUUUGUUAGUAUCACAAGGGGCCCAAUAUAACGUUAAACAAACACCCAUCAAAGCUAAAGUCCUGAUUGGCAUCUCAUGGUUUCUGGCGUUCAUUCUCUAUACUCCUUGGCUAGUGUUUUACAACUUCGGUCAACCAUCCGUCGUGGAGGAUAUGGAUUGUGAUACUGAAUUUGUAUAUGAUUCAACCGUGACAUUGAUUACUGCAAUUAUAGAGUUUGGAGUUCCUGUCAUUCUCGUGUCAUUCUUUAACAUUCGUGUGUAUCUUAGUAUUCAUGAACGCACAAAAAACAUGAUUUCAAAACAGUCUAAUCUGGCCGUUAUAUCGGGGAAGGUCGAUCAAUCUAAACCGGAUGAGCAGAUACAGAGGAAACUGUCACGUGAUCGCAAAGCUGCAAAAUCUCUUGCGAUUCUAGUUGUUGUGUACUUUGUCUGUUGGUCACCGUAUACUUUGAUGACAAUUAUUAAAGCAAUCUGCGAUUCUUGCGUUAAUGAGGAUAUUUACGAAGCGUCAAACUUUUUGCUUUGGUUAAAUUCAUCCUUAAAUCCUUUUCUUUAUGCCCUGAUGAGCUCCCGAUUUAGAGAGAAUUUUAGGAAAAUUUUAUGUUUCUGGAAACGGAAUAAAGUUGGAGAUGUGCGACGCAUCUCCGUGCAAACUAAGAUGAUGACGGAACAAACAAGGGCAUCCUAGAGACUCAGUAAGAUCUGAUUGAACAAAUUUAAACAUGGCCCCUGGCACAGAAAAAUCAAGCAUAUUAUUUUUAAAUCAAAUUGAUAUUGAUCUUUUGAUUUCAUUUUGAAAAGCAACAAUGACACUGAGACACUAUUAUCGAUAAAUAAUUGCCUUAUUCUGACCAUUUUUUGUUAACAAGGGCCAAUCUGUAUAUCAUGUAUAUAGAAAUACA
Owenia fusiformis is the source of this 1687-nucleotide messenger RNA. The record is from the annotation of a GenBank genome assembly. NCBI's taxonomy places the organism in Eukaryota, Metazoa, Annelida, Polychaeta, Sabellida, Oweniidae.